AUGUCAUCAUAUGAGAAUGUUGUUGGUGGGAAGCUGAAGCUUAAGGGGAAGGCUCUGGAUGUGAAGGCUCCUGGAAUGAAGAAGAAAAAGAAACAUAAGAAACAUCAAGAUCAAACAUCUCUUGUCACAGAACAUGAGCUCUCAGCUGGUGGAAGUACAGAACUAUCAACGAACCCUGAUGAGGAAGAAAUAAAUGAUGCCAACAAAUCAGGUGAGGAGGGGAAGGCUCCUCAUUACGAUGAUCAUCUCACACCCGCAGAGAGGCGAUAUAUAGAGCAGAGAGAGAGAAUUGAUACGCAUAGGAUGGCCAAGACAGCGAAUAAAUCCCACCGUGACAGAAUUCAAGACUUCAACCAAUAUCUGGCAAACAUGAGUGAGCACUAUGACAUUCCUAAAGUUGGCCCUGGCUAA
Messenger RNA from Prunus armeniaca (apricot), 411 nucleotides. Lineage: Eukaryota; Viridiplantae; Streptophyta; Magnoliopsida; Rosales; Rosaceae. The record is from the annotation of a GenBank genome assembly.